UAAUCGUUUGGUUGUGUCGACAACACCGUCUCCACGACAACAUCGCUGUCAGGAGAAGUAUCAACAAUUGUUUUGUAGCCAAUUUGAGGAGACAAUGAAAACCAAAACCACUCGAUUCGAACAUUUUUGAGCUUUUUGCUACGGCUUGCGAAUUGUUUCCAAAAAGCAGCGGUGUGUGACCGAAAACCAAACUCAAAUCGUGAAAUAAUAUAUAGCUUACAUUCAUUCAUAAUGGCUCAGGUGGCGGCAGGUGGUGGGGAUCGAGUUAAUGAAACCGAGAUGAAAGCUAUGGACGCGAAUAGAUAUGCCACGAAGAAGACAAUUGCACAGGGCAUGCUAGACAUUGCCCUGCUGACCGCCAAUGCCUCUCAGCUAAAGUACAUCCUCCAAGUGGGGGAGCAGCAUCAGUUCUACAAGCUCAUGCUUAUACUGAUCAGCCUAUCUAUAGUCAUGCAGGUGGCUGCUGGAAUACUACUGGUCAUUCAGUCCCUGAUCAGCAUGCAUAAUCCCAAGGACAGAAGAUUUGGCUUCACCAUCAACCAUUUUGUGGACGCCUUUAUAUUCCUCUCCGUUUUCUGCGACAUUAUGAAGAUGAAUUUCGGGCUUGAUCCAGCUAUUCCUCACAGCACCGAUGACGAUGUGGAGCUCAUAAAGCCCUAGGUCUAAGUUCAGUGAUCGGCGUAGCCUCUGAUUAUUAUAGAUGUUUUGACUGAACCAUUAUUCACACCUGUCUAUCUUGAUAUUCAAGUUUUGUUACUGCUCCUAAACUUACCAGAUAAAAACCUUUUUCAAAA
Drosophila serrata is the source of this 794-nucleotide messenger RNA. It is a transcript of the gene NijC, whose product is annotated as Ninjurin C. Gene Ontology annotation, cellular component: membrane. Gene Ontology annotation, biological process: cell adhesion; tissue regeneration. The record is from RefSeq and is a predicted model, not a curated record. NCBI's taxonomy places the organism in Eukaryota, Metazoa, Arthropoda, Insecta, Diptera, Drosophilidae.